Messenger RNA from Uloborus diversus, 2347 nucleotides. RefSeq lists its product as uncharacterized. Lineage: Eukaryota; Metazoa; Arthropoda; Arachnida; Araneae; Uloboridae. The transcript is spliced from 3 exons. Bases 71 to 1297 code for a protein of 408 amino acids. The record is from RefSeq and is a predicted model, not a curated record.
GUUGCGUGAUAACCUGACAACAGUGCAUGAGAGUGUUUCGGUUUCUCUGAAACUCAGCACUUACCAAAGAAUGAGCCGGAAGUUCUAUAACUCUGUUAUAGAUGAAGAAUGUAAAUUAUACGGCAUUAAAAGUCAGAUGAUACAGCCUGCAUUCAAAACAAUCGGCUAUGCUUAUUGUCCAAAAAAUUUGAAUUCUGGCGAAACAUUUGUUAAUUAUGACAAUCCAAGAAAUAGAUGUGCAUAUUUAUAUAAAUUUGCUGAAUUUCAUACAUCCCUGGUGUGUCAGUACUUCACAAAAUUCCUUCGGAAGAAAGAAGGGAAGGAAAUUUUGAUGUCGAAACAAACAUUAGAGAUUUGUUGCCUAGGUGGAGGACCGGGCACUGACAUUAUUGGCAUCUUUAAAGCUUUGGCUCAGAUUCCCCAUUUUCAUAAGAAAAUAGUUAAGGUUGUGAUUUUAGAUAUCUGUCGUGGAUGGUGUAACUCUUUUAAAAUCGUUGUAUCGAGUCUUUUGAAAGGAAAAAUUAAAGGAAUCCCAGCAGAUUUCAUUGAUACAUCGAAAUUCAUAGCUGAUAUCAUUGAAGUUAAUCUUUUGGAGCCUUUGCCUGUGAAUGUUGUGGAAGUCAUUGCUGCUGCUGAUAUUAUAUGCUCUGUAAAAUUCAUUUCAGCUAUUUGUUCAAAGUCUGGAUCUUUAAGUGCUAUGAAGACAAUCGCCGAUAACAUCAAGCCUCAUGCUGUGGUUUUAUUUAUCGACAACCCCACAGCGAAUAUUUGUAAAUUUCUAGAGACUAUUUCCGAAAUAUCCGGAUUCAAAAUUCUCCUUGGACCAUUACAUGAAAAAUUUCAACGUGGUGUUCCUAAAAAGAGCAACAAGGCGAUAUUUGACGGCAUUUGUCCUACAACUGCGACAAAUGUUUCAGUGAUUGGGAUGGUAAAAUCGGAGGAAACUGGAGUCAUUUGCAAUGACACUGUGCCAAACUCCAAUCUCAGUUUGAAUAGCACUGAUGGUGGUUCGAUAGGUAAAGUUGAAUCUGAAACUUACUACGUCAUCAAUAAACAAUCCAGCGGUUUUCUUGAAAAAGAAAAGCUUAAAUUGAAAGUUUCACCAAAAGUGAAUAAAUUUACUCAAACUGAUGCAGGCACUACGUGUGCACUCUCAAACGUUAGUAAUGAUUGCACAAUGCGUUUGGUAAAUGUUCUAGAAUCAUUAGCAUCUUCUAUGAAUUUGUUGCUCGUUAAUGUUGAAAAAUACGUACAGAAAGCGUGUGAGAAAAAAUGUUGCUCCUGUUGCCAUAGUUAAAAAAAGUUCCUUGGAGGAAGAAAAUCCAUUAGGUAUGUGUGUGGCAGGAAAGAGAUCAGAAAAAAGUAACUCCUCCGAUGUUUGCCGGGGCGGAUCUAAAAAUUUUGUAAAAGGGGUCAAGUUUCAGUGGCCAGUAAAGUGGAAGAAAAACAAAUCAUUAUGUGAACCUUCUUACAAAUAUUGGUUAUAUUGCAUAUCAAUUAAUAUUUUUAUGACAUUCUAUUAAGUUAUCUAAAUGUGUAUUCUGAUAAAAACUAUUUUGUGAAAAAUAUAUGUAACAAUUUAUAAAUUGUACAGUUUGCUAUUUGUAUUUAAAUUAUAAAAACUUUGAAAUAAUGAAAUUAAAUAUUUUUUAUAUAAAAUGUGUCGACAAAAUUUUCGCUUCAAUGAAAAAAAGAAAGGCACAACAUUGUUGCAUUAAAAUUUUACACAACAAGGUUAAAAUAUGCAAAAUAUUUUUUUUUCUGACUGCUGUUUUGGUGUUUCAAUUUUGUAAAAAGGAUUUUUUACAAUGUUAACUUAUGGACAGCAUGCAUUCAAAUAGCAAGUUUCUUCUUGUCUAAUGCAUGCUUUGUACUCCUUUAAAAAAGUGUUUCUCAUCACAGGGGGGGGGGGGGGUCAACUGACCCUUUGACCCUCCCCUGAAUCCGGCUAUGGGGCUCCAUCUCACUGUAGAUUUUCUUUACUUACUUGAUAGAAGGUGAAGUUUGCAUGUGUAUGCUUAUUUUAUAGUGUUUUAGUGUACUAUAGAUAUAGAAUAUAUCAUUCUUUACCCCUCCCCUUGUAAAAGUUUAAAAUGACGAACGCACUUCCUCGGCUGAAUGAAUGGAAAUUGGGAAAAUUAUUUUUAAUAUAAAAGAUUUUUAUGUAAUGAAACGGAUAAUUCAGGGUGUCUACUAAAAUUGAAAAUGUUUGAAAUAUGUACGGUAAAAAUACUUAAAAAUGAAUGAUAUUAUGAAUCAUUGAUGAGAAUCGUGGAUAUGCAAUUGUUGUUGUAAUAUUUCAAAAAUGUUGCAUAAAGAAAUCAAAGAAAACAUUGGGUGGUCUGUA